This is a messenger RNA of Procambarus clarkii (red swamp crayfish), 1504 nucleotides long. RefSeq names its product U6 snRNA-associated Sm-like protein LSm7 (gene LSm7). Gene Ontology annotation, cellular component: spliceosomal tri-snRNP complex; catalytic step 2 spliceosome; U2-type prespliceosome. Gene Ontology annotation, molecular function: RNA binding. The record is from RefSeq and is a predicted model, not a curated record. Gene Ontology annotation, biological process: mRNA splicing, via spliceosome; nuclear-transcribed mRNA catabolic process. Lineage: Eukaryota; Metazoa; Arthropoda; Malacostraca; Decapoda; Cambaridae.
CCGUCUCCCCUCCACAACAACCUUUCAAAACAUGGCCUCGCAGCAAGCAGCUGGUGGAGAGCGACGAGAAGGAGGAGGAGGAGGAGGAGGAGGCAGAGAUGGGGAACAGAAAGACAAGAAACGAAAGGAAUCUAUUCUUGAUUUAAGCAAGUACUUAGACAAGGCCAUAAGAGUCAAGUUUUCUGGUGGGCGUGAAGCUUCUGGAAUAUUGAAAGGCUUUGAUCAGCUAUUAAAUCUUGUGCUUGACAACACCAUUGAAUAUCUCCGAGAUCCAGAUGAUCCAUACAAACUAACGGAAGAUACGAAAGAGAGAGGCUUGGUUGUGUGUCGUGGGACAGCCGUUGUGCUUAUUUGUCCAAUGGAUGGAUGUGAAGCAAUUGCAAAUCCCUUUGUACAACAAGAGACAUAGCAAUAUCAGUUCAAAUUAUAUUUCUAAUAAAUAAAACAUUUUAAAUAUACCUACUUUUUAUGGUAUGGGAAUGUUAAAAGAAAUUCUCUUGUUUGAUUUGUACUUCUAGCAUUUACGUUUGAUUUUGAUUUACGUGAUGUAAACUUAAGCAGGAUUUUAAGGAAAUGCUACUAGAUACAGUAUACAAUUUUGUCUAAAUGUGAGAAGGUAAUUUUCGUAUUCGUCCUGAGUUUCAUAUAAUAUUCAGAUAAAAUUUGAAAAUAUUUAUGUUCAUUUCAAUAAUUUUGGUGUAAUUACUGGGCCUAAUUUAAGUCACUUUUUAAACUAAUGAAAAAAUUCAUUAACGUUAAAUGACAGUGAAAAUUCAGCCAUACACACUACAGUUUUAUUUUCAUUUAAAUCAAAUUAAAAGACAAUAUUAUUUUAUCUGAGUUUAAAAAAUGCAUAGAUGCACACUGUCUCUGAAAUGAUUCAGCAAUUAAUUUUGCUAAAGAAAGUAGAAUCAUUCAUGUGUUGCUUAAAUUUGUACCGUGAGACAGUAUUCAGUACAGUACAUAGAGAACUGAACAAACGUGAUUUUGAUUAAGAAUCUUUACAAAAAAUUAAACUAGGUUCCUUGUGAUUACCUUGUAAUGAUUUCGAGGAUCAACGUCCCUGCGGCCCGGUCUCUGACCAGGCCUCCUGGUUGGUGGUCUGGUCAACCAGGCUGUUGGAUGCGAGGUAAGCCCAAAUUUAUGAUGACUUGCACUAUUAAAAAUCUUCCAUUGCAGUGUACUGUAAACUGUUAUCAUAUUUUAUUGAUAUCAUCGAUAAAUGGCAAUAGGUUAGGUAGCGAAUGUUUUGGGUGUUAAAUGUAAUGAAGUAGCCUACAUUUAUUAAAAGCUUUGUUUAUUUUGAACUUUGGGCUUUGUUCCAUUCAAAGUCUGUUCAUCUGUGCUCAAAUUUUCAAUUUCUUUUAAAUUAAAGUAAGAAAAUGGCUACCAGGAAAAUGUAGAAAAGUUUAAUAUUUAUUUUAACACUUCUAUUGUGUUAUCAUAAUUAGCAUUGAAUACAUUACCUAUAUGUUUCUUUUUUAUAAUGAAAGUUUUCAAAAUC